This is a messenger RNA of Dicrocoelium dendriticum, 1206 nucleotides long. Lineage: Eukaryota; Metazoa; Platyhelminthes; Trematoda; Plagiorchiida; Dicrocoeliidae. The record is from the annotation of a GenBank genome assembly.
AUGAAGGGCUUGUGCGUGCAGCUCGGUGUCGUGACUACGCCACAACUACACUUUGCCGUACAACACAUGAAUGGCACACUGGCCAAUCACCCCCAUGGAGACGUUCAGCUGCUUGACCUAGACGACGUUUAUAUUCGCCAAUACGCCACCCGCUUUUCCAGCGGACUAUGUCGGCUCAUGUCUAGGCCGGACAAAAUAUACAAUUCUGCCGGUAGCUUUGUUGAUCUCCAUGUGGAUUGCGCCCACGGAGUUGGUGGUAUAGCCUUGUCAAAGCUGAACGCUGCCUUGGGCUCCGGGGAUUCGCCCCACAAGCUCCGACUCCAUUUGUACAAUCUAGAAACAGACAAACCGGAACUACUUAAUCUUGAGUGUGGAGCCGAUUUCGUGAAAAUUUCUUCACAAGCACCAACAAUUCAUUUUGUCCACUCGAAUGUGCCCCGCUCUGCUACCGACCGUUGGGCCACUAUCGAUGGAGACGCGGAUCGAUUGCUUUACUUUUACCACGACUACUCAGCUGAAUGUCCUCGACGCAUUGUGCUCCUCGAUGGAGACCGAAUCGCCUGUUUGUUCGCCAGCUUCUUCACUCAGCUGCUGAACUUCACUCGAUCUGAACAUCAGCUGACGGUCGGCGUGAUACAGACAGCGUAUGCGAACACCGGGUCCACCGCAUACCUGCGUAACACACUUAGCGUCAGCGUCAAAUGCGUACCAACUGGGGUCAAACACUUACAUCAUGCCGCGCGCGAUUUCGACAUUGGAAUUUAUUUCGAGGCCAAUGGACACGGUACAGUGCUCUACUCCACUGCAGCAUUGAAUUACAUUCGUACUCUGGAUGCAGAGCACCCUCUGGCGAUUUUCUACGCGCUGACGAACACAGCUGUCGGUGAUGCUAUCACCGAUAUCCUGUUGGUCGAAUACGCACUGGCAUGGCACACUUGGUCACUCUUCGACUGGGCUGCACUGUACACCGAAUCGGCCUCGCGUCAAGUUAAAGUGGGCGUCAAAGACCCCUCGUUAAUCCAGACAACUGAUGCGGAACGCCGCGUCUCUUCUCCGGCCGCCCUGCAAGUUAACUUCAAUUUAUCGAUAUUACGCCUGUAUUUGUCUUUAACUAGCAUCGCUUCUGUUCGAGUGGGUUUACCAUUGAUACUCAGUUCGGCAAGCACGGUGGAUUCAGUUGCGUUACUUCGCGUCACUAGAAUGUAA